AUGACAUCUGCUCAAGAUGAGUCGAUGCCAGAUCCUCACUCUGAAGAUCAGACACCCAUCGGGAUCAGUGAAGAAGAUGCGCUGAAGAAUCUUUCCGGCACUGUGAGAGACCAGUCGGAGCUAGAACGAGACAUCACCAUGCAGGCCAAUGCGGCACUGAUGGAGGCUGAGGACCAAAAGGAUCGGAAUCGGAUAAUCAAACUCGAGCUGACGCGAGACCGGCUUAAAUCACAGCUUGACAAGGACAAGAAGCGUUUGGAAAAGGCUGCUGGCAAUCCAUACCAGUCUCGAACCAUUCAAAAUGAGAUAACGAAGCUUGAGCAGGAAAUCAACCAAGCUACCCUGGACAUUACUGAUUUCGAGUCUCGAAUCCGGAAGCGACACCAAGAAGAUCCGCUACACAACAUGAACCAGACCAAGUCUAAUAGGCUACCUGGAGAAAGUAAUCGUGAAUACCUCAUCCGAACUGGAAAGAUCACCCCAUUCUCCAAACUCGGAGGAUCGCGCCCUGCUGGCAUCGAGGGUCAACUGGCCGAUACUCUCUUAGAGGCUGAAGAAGAAGCUGCUGCUGAGCAACUUGGCAUUGAGGCUGGCGAAGGGCCGCAGUCUCACCAGUUACUGAGACGUCCUGGUUUUGCCGAAGAAGAGACACCAUUGCCUGUGCCCAAGACAAGUGCAGCCGAAGCCGAAUUCUCACUUCGACCACGGAAGAAGAGGAAGGUUGAGAGAGAAACUGAACGCGAGCCGUCUGCAGAUUUUCAACCGGAAGACUCAUCUGGUUCAGAAUCCCAUGAUUCAGCCAUGUGGCAACAGACAACGGAAGAUGAUCUUGUUCGCCAACAACGUCGCAAAGCCAAAAUUAAAGAAAAGGCCGCCGAGCAAGAUGCAAUUGAUCUUAGUAAGAUUGACGACGGCAACGAGGCUCAUUAUAAGAGGCGGCUCAAGGACUGGGUUGAUCGAAGAAGUCGAGCGAGACGAGCAAGGCGUCAAGCUGACUCUGCUACACACCCCGAAGAUAGCGAUGACGAUGAAAAGGAGUGGUUCAAGCCGGCUCCUGGCGUUGCGGAUCAUUACUUUACCGACGAUCUGAAACUCCCAGGCGACAUCUACCCGUCGCUGUUUGGAUACCAAAAGACAGGCGUGCAAUGGCUUGCUGAACUGUACAAGCAGAGCGUUGGAGGCAUCAUCGGAGAUGAAAUGGGUCUUGGAAAAACUGUCCAGCUUAUUGCGUUCAUCGCUGCUCUGCACUACAGCAAGAAACUCAAGAAGCCAGUCAUUGUAGUCGCUCCGGCUACGCUUCUCCGCCAGUGGGUAAGCGAAUUCCAUCGCUGGUGGCCGCCUCUGCGUGUCUCCAUUUUGCACUCUUCCGGUAGCGGAAUGCUUAAUCCUACCGCUGAAGACGAGUACGACGUGGAACACUUUAGCCCAAUGGCAACUAAAUCCGAAAAGGCUGCAAGGAAAAUCGUCAAAGGAGUGGUUCAGAAGGGCCAUGUUUUGGUCACCACCUACACUGGCCUCCAAACCUAUGCUGAUGAGUUAUUGCACGUCGAAUGGGAUUAUGCCGUUCUCGACGAAGGCCACAAAAUCCGAAACCCAAACGCUGAAAUUACCGUCACUUGCAAAGAGCUCAACACGCCAAAUCGAGUCAUUUUAUCUGGAACUCCAGUACAGAACAAUUUGACAGAGCUUUGGUCACUCUUCGACUUCAUCUAUCCGAUGCGCCUGGGAACUCUUGUCAACUUUAAACAGCAAUUUGAGAUUCCGAUCCGCCAAGGAGGUUAUGCAAACGCGUCGAAUUUACAAGUAAUGACUGCUGAAAAAUGCGCAGAGGCAUUGAAGGAGACGAUUAGCGAAUAUUUGCUCCAACGGCUGAAAGUUGAUGUGGCUGCAGAUCUUCCCGAGAAGACGGAGCAAGUUUUGUUCUGCAAGCUGACAGAAAGCCAGCGCAAAGCAUACGAGAGAUUCAUUGGCUCUGAUGAAGUCGCUGCCAUCUUGAAUAGGAAACGUCAAUCGCUCUAUGGCAUUGAUAUCCUUCGCAAGAUAUGUAACCACCCUGAUCUGCUGGACAAGUCUCUUCCGAGCAAGCCUGGCUACGACUACGGAGAUCCAAAGCUGUCUGCAAAGUUGCAGCUCACCAAAGACCUACUGCAAAAAGUGAUGAUUCCCAAUGGUCACAAGAUGCUGUUGUUUUCGCAAGGCAAGCAGAUGCUCAACAUCAUCGAAAAGUGUAUCAGGGAAUGCGGAAUCUCCUAUUUACGAAUGGACGGCGAAACACCCAUCGAUCAAAGACAACCGAUGAUUGACAAGUUCAACACUGACCCUGACAUCCACGUGUUUCUCAUGACGACAAGAACUGGAGGUUUGGGCACCAACCUCACUGGCGCUGAUCGAAUCAUCAUUUUUGACCCAGACUGGAAUCCUUCUACUGAUUUGCAGGCAAGAGAGCGAGCAUGGAGAUUGGGCCAGAGCAAGCCUGUCAAGAUUUAUCGACUAAUGACCGAGGGCACCAUCGAAGAGAAGAUUUAUCAUCGCCAAAUCUUCAAGCAAUUCAUGACAAACAAAGUACUCAAGGAUCCGAAGCAGCGAAGUUCUUACGACCUCUCUGAUCUUUACGACCUAUUUACCUUUGACAAGCAUACAGAUGCAGCUGCGGCCAGAAGUGAAGUGUUUAAAGGCGCAGAGGUGAAUCUGAAGAAAAAUGCCGAUAAUUCUGAUGCAAAGACCUUGAUGCCUAUUGGGAACGUGGGUCAAGUCAAAAAUGAGGACGAGCUGAAGAAUCUUGAUCUGGUCGCUGCGAUGGAAGAAGUCAAAGAAGACCCAUCCGCCCAUGAAGAGAAGCGUAUGCUGGAGGGUAUUUUUGCGCGAUCUGUGAACAGUGCCUACGACCAUGAACAGAUUGUCAAUGGCCCGCAGAAGGCGAAGGCCGACAUGGCUGUUUUGCGUCAAGAGGCAAACAUGGUCGCUCGACAAGCCGCCGCUCAUCUUCGGCAUUCAGGAGAAGAAGCCCGCCGAGUGCCAGUUGGUACAGUGACAUGGACCGGCGAAGUUGGCACAGGUGGUCGACCUGGUGGCAAUCGUCGUCGCGGCGGUCCAAGUUCGGCGGGCAUUAUGAGUAACCUUGCCGACCGUCAGGGAUUGGACAGCGGCAGCAGUUCUCGAUCAGGAACGCCUGGACUUGACAAAAACUUGAAGGCCAAAGACUUUAUUCCCAUGAUUAAGACAUUUAUCAAUCGACACGGGGGCAAAGUCCCGAGCAAGAUGCUGGUGGACCAUUUUAAUCCUUACUGUCCUGGGAAGAAGCAGAGCGAUGAGUUCAAGUCUGCACUGGAGAUGGUUGGAGUGUUGAAUCGGGUGAGCAGCACUGGGAGAGGCAUGUGGUCAUUGAAACCGGAAUUCAAGUGA
Messenger RNA from Trichoderma atroviride IMI 206040, 3402 nucleotides. RefSeq lists its product as uncharacterized. The record is from RefSeq and is a predicted model, not a curated record. Gene Ontology annotation, biological process: transcription-coupled nucleotide-excision repair. Gene Ontology annotation, molecular function: ATP-dependent chromatin remodeler activity; ATP binding. NCBI's taxonomy places the organism in Eukaryota, Fungi, Ascomycota, Sordariomycetes, Hypocreales, Hypocreaceae. Gene Ontology annotation, cellular component: nucleus.